CUCAUCCUGAACCGUCAUCCAGCCAUGGCACUCUCAGACGAAGUCAAGCGCGAAAUUGGACAGCAUUUUAUUCUGGGCUUCCAUGGCCAGGAAGUAUCGGAGGACAUCAGGACGCUCAUAAGGAACUAUCACCUUGGGCAUAUCAUCUUGAUGAAGCGCAAUAUCAAAGACGCUGCGCAGACAAAGCGGCUAAUCAAUGAACUUCAACAAAUAGCGAAGGACGCUGGCCAUGCCAAACCACUGCUCAUUGGUACAGACCAAGAGAAUGGCCUGGUUUCCGCCUUCAGCUUGCCUAACGGCAAUGCUGGCACACAAUUCCCUGGAGCUAUGGCGCUCGCUGCCACUGGCUCUCCCAAGCUAGCGUACAAGACAUCCCAGGCCAUUGCGCAAGAGUUGAAGUACGUGGGCAUUCAGUGGGCGUUUGGGCCCGUCGCAGACGUAAACUCCGACCCUCGCAAUCCAGUUAUCGGGGUGCGCUCCUUUGGCGAUGACCCGGCGACGGUAAGCAAGUACGUGCGCGCCAUGACAGACGCCUACGAAGCCGCCGGCGUCGCAGCCAGCGCCAAACACUUUCCCGGACACGGCGACACCAACGUUGACUCCCACCUCGGCCUGCCCCGCAUCGAGAAAACCCUCGACGACCUGCGCAGCCUCGAGCUCGUCCCCUUCCAGGCCGCCAUCGCCGACAAGGGCACCGCAAGCAUCAUGACCGGCCAUAUGGCUCUGCCAAAGAUCAUCGGCGACGACUCGCCCUCCUCGCUCUCGCGCAAGAUCACCACGGACCUCCUGCGCGAGGAAAUGGGCUACCAGGGUGUCGUCGUGACGGAUUGUCUCGAGAUGGAUGCGGUGGCGAAAAUGCUGUACGACAGGAACGCGGCCGCGCAGAUGGAGGCGGACAAGCACGACGGGCGGGGCGUCGAGGUUGGAUCGGUGCGCGCGCUGCAGGCGGGUGCGGACGUGGUGAUGAUCUGCCACACCUUCUCGUGGCAGAAGGGCGCGAUCGAGGCGAUGCACAAGGCUGUCGAGGAUGGGAGCCUGUCGCUGGACGCCCUGCGGGAGAGCGGGAAGCGCGUCGCGGCUAUGAAAGAGCGCUUCGUCGGGAGUUGGGACGACCUGCGUGCUCACGAAGCCUUCGUCGACAGCGAAUGGGCCACAAUGAAGGAAGCACACAAGGCGCUGAGCGCGGAAGCGUACGCGCGCAUCGUCGCCGUGAUCAAGGACAACAACGUCCUCCCGCUCGAAAGCGACGGCAAGAUCGUCCUCUUCACUCCCGAGCUUGACAGCCUGAACAAGGCCGUCGACGACGCGGAGGGCGUGCUUCGCGGUCCCAACGGCGCAGUUCGCAACACCGUCGGCGCGUCUUUUGCCAGCAUGAGGAACUUUAUUGCCGACCGCGCCAAGGAGGUAUCGCACAUCAUCUGCGAGAAGCCCAAGGAGGGCGAAAGCCAGCCCAAACCCGCAAGUUCGGAGGGCGCAAGCGCGGUAAUCUUCGCCUUGCGCAAUGCGGACCGCGCGGAGUGGCAGCUUGAGUACCUGCGCCCUGUCAUCCAGGACGCGCAAGCGCGGGGGGUUCCUGUGGUCCUGCUAUCGAGCUGUGCGCCUUACGACCUCAUGGGGGCUCAGGAUGUACUCGAGGCGGCAGGGGCAUACCUGGCGAGCUUUGAGUACACUCGCGAGGCGUUGGAAGCUGCGGUUCGCGUCAUCUUUGGGGAAAUCACAGCGACAGCGAAGGUGCCCGUGAAGGUCGACUACGCCUGACGGGUCACUAGCUUGUCGGAAAAUGGUCGUGUUUGUGACUUAUGUCGCGAACGGAACGGAAGAAUAUACCAUCGAAGCUUCUAUAAGAUUUGUUCAUAAUGUUCGAGGGGGACAGCGCGAUGCGAGUGAUGUAGUUACUGCACUGGCUGCCACCGAAUCUUUCGAACGAGCUUCCGC
Schizophyllum commune H4-8 is the source of this 1935-nucleotide messenger RNA. Its product is annotated as glycoside hydrolase. Bases 25 to 1758 code for a protein of 577 amino acids. Gene Ontology annotation, biological process: peptidoglycan turnover; carbohydrate metabolic process. NCBI's taxonomy places the organism in Eukaryota, Fungi, Basidiomycota, Agaricomycetes, Agaricales, Schizophyllaceae. The record is from RefSeq and is a predicted model, not a curated record. Gene Ontology annotation, molecular function: hydrolase activity, hydrolyzing O-glycosyl compounds. The transcript has 7 exons.